AAUAAUAAUAAUAAUAAUAAUAAUAAUGUUGCAUGCAUGCGUGCAUGCUGUUUAGUGUAUUACUACGUAACAAAAAUAUAAUAAAAAUAUUAAAUUAAAAAUUAAACAGAUUAUCAGCGGGUAAUUAGAAUCCUAAUUGAACUACUAUUUGUAAUUUGUAAUUUGUAAUUUAUCUAGUUAAAUUAUGUUCAAAAUUUAAAAGAUAUAUAAGUUUGAUAAUUAUCAGAUAAAUUGAAACCUAGUAGAAGUCUAUCUGUUAAGAUAGAUAUUAUCGUCUAUCAGAACUCUAGCUCUUUAUAAAUACUGAACAAACCCAAACCAGAGGAAGAUAGGGUUGGAAUUCUUGUUGCGUUACCAUGAAAAGGGCAAAAACCAUGGUGAAUGUUCUUGAUCAAAACCCGCAACUAAACAAAGAAUCAAUUCUAUCAACCACUCCAACAAUGGAGGUUGUUCAUGGUGAUCAAACUACGCUACUCAAUGCUUCUGUUCCUGCCGCCCACGGCGCCACCACCACCACCUCUCGACUUGCUUUCCAAAACUCUUCUUUAACCCUUCCACCACCAUGUAAAACCCUAACUUCUGCGACUUCUCCAAACCCUGAAGCUCCUCCUGAAGUAAAACCACCAAUUCUCCAAACCCUAUCUGAACUACCCCUUGCACCUUAUGACUCUAUGGAGAGUUCAAGAACUGGGUCUACUGCAUCUGGAUCUGAGUCCUUGCCGUUUCUUGAGGAGAAUGACUUGGAGUUCUUCGACUCUUUUCCAGCUGGUUAUAGGUUUUGCCCUAGCGAUGAAGAACUCAUCAUUCAUUACUUGAGAAGGAAAGUGCACGACCAAAUCUUGCCGCCGAACAAGAUUAUAAGUCUUGAUCUUUAUAAUUUCAAUCCUGAAUUUCUUGCAGAAAAAUAUGCAAACUAUGGAGAGAAUGAAUGGUACUUUUUCACACCAAGAGCUAAGAAGUACAAGAAUGGAAACAGACCAAGAAGAUCUGCCGAUGGUGGAUACUGGAAGGCAACAGGAGCAGAUAAAGAGAUCAAGUGCAGGGACAUUGUGGUUGGAUUUAGGAAGGCGCUUGUAUUUUAUACUGGAAAACCUCCGAGUGGUGUGAAAACCAACUGGAUUAUGCAUGAAUACAGAGUUGACAAGCCUCCUCCUCUUCGAAAGAGAAAAAGAGACGAUGGAACUGAUGAUAAUAUGACGUUAGAUGAUUGGGUUUUAUGUAGGAUUUAUAAGAAAUCAGAGAAACCUAACGUCAGAAUUCGUAAAGCUGAAGAACCUGAUAUGCAGUUAGACGACAAUGAGGAUGAGGAUAUGGAUGGGGAUGUCAGAGCUGAUGAUAUUGUCGUGCAUCCUGAUUAUAAUACUGAUUCCCCAAAUUUUGGACUCGACUAUGUUUAUUCUGACCAUCUGCCAAUUGAUGAUUCUCUAUUUACUGGUUUUAGUGACCAACUGCAGCUACCAUCAUUUUCAUUUGGAGGGGGAGAAGUAGGAGGAGCGGCAAGAGCCAGUUACGGAGGAGCUGCAAGAGCCAGUUACGGAGGAGCAGCAAGAGCCAGUUACGGAGGAGCACCGACAACCAGCUAUGGAGGAGCACCGACAACCAGCUAUGGAGGAGCAGCAACAACCAAUUAUGGACUUCCAACAACAGAAGCAGCAACUAAUUAUGUAACUCGUUCUGGUUAUGGUUACGGAAUUCCUUAUGGUUCUAAUGGUGAUGGGAUGAUGGUUCCACCUCUUCAAAUGAAUAAUACUUUAACUAGUAGGUAUUUGAAGGAAAACUUCUUCGAUUAUGGAAUUCCUCAAGAUGGAUGGUAUCACAAUGCUAAUGCCAAUGCCAACGGCAAUGCUAAUGCUGCUCUUCAACAUCACCAGCCAGAUGACCCGAAUGCCUCUAACAUGGUAAGCUUAGAAAAAAUAUUUCCUAGAGUGAACUUACAGUCACGACAAAACCAAAAUGGCGAGCCUUCCGAUUCUUCUCAGCAGCAGCAUGGCGAUAAAUACUAUAAAUAAUCCCUUGUAUACAUAAGGGAAAUUAACUCUGUUUGAUUUUAA
Messenger RNA from Ricinus communis (castor bean), 2051 nucleotides. RefSeq names its product NAC domain-containing protein 77. The record is from RefSeq and is a predicted model, not a curated record. Lineage: Eukaryota; Viridiplantae; Streptophyta; Magnoliopsida; Malpighiales; Euphorbiaceae. Bases 357 to 2009 code for a protein of 550 amino acids. Gene Ontology annotation, molecular function: DNA binding. Gene Ontology annotation, biological process: regulation of DNA-templated transcription. The transcript has 3 exons.